Linderina pennispora is the source of this 1059-nucleotide messenger RNA. Its product is annotated as kinase-like protein. The record is from RefSeq and is a predicted model, not a curated record. Lineage: Eukaryota; Fungi; Kickxellomycota; Kickxellomycetes; Kickxellales; Kickxellaceae. The transcript has a single exon. Gene Ontology annotation, cellular component: nucleus. The annotation marks the transcript as partial. Gene Ontology annotation, molecular function: ATP binding; protein kinase activity. Gene Ontology annotation, biological process: protein phosphorylation.
AUGCGUCGCGUUCAACAGAAGGCCGAGCCGUGCGACGACCGCGACGGGCACUACAUUGUGGUUCCGGGCCGUGAGUUUACGCCGCGGUUCAAGAUCCGGAGACUGCUUGGGCAGGGCACGUUUGGCAAGGUUAUGGAGUGCGAGGACAGCCAGUCGGGGCGCCUGGUCGCCGUCAAGGUGAUCCGGGCGGUGCCAAAGUACCGCGACGCGGCCCGCAUCGAGGUGCGUGUGCUGCAGACGCUGCAGCGCAACGACCCACCCAACAAGUACCAGUGCAUGCACCUGAACGAGACAUUCGAGCACCGCAACCACGUGUGCAUGGUGUUUGAGCUGCUGGGCCCCAGCGUGUUUGACUUCCUCAAGGAGAACGAGUUCCGCCCGUUCUCGCUGCAUCACGUGCAGCUGUUUGCUGAGCAGCUCCUGCGCAGCGUCGCGUUCCUGCACCGGCUCAACCUGGUGCACACGGAUCUGAAGCCAGAGAACAUUCUGCUCGAGAGCGGGGCCUAUGACCUGGUGCCGUUCGGGCGCAGCCAGACGGUGCAGACCCACAUGCUCAAGUCGACCAACAUCCGGCUGAUUGACUUUGGCAGUGCCACAUUCGACAACGAGUACCACUCGCAGGUGGUCUCGACGCGGCACUACCGGGCGCCCGAGAUCAUCCUGAACCUCGGGUGGUCGUUCCCGUGCGACAUGUGGUCGAUUGGCUGCAUCAUCAUCGAGCUGCUGACCGGCGAGGCGCUGUUCCAGACCCACGACAACCACGAGCACCUGGCUAUGAUGGAGGUUGUGGUGGGCGCAGCUCCCUCGCACAUUGUGCGGGCAACGCAGUCGGAUCUGCGCAGCAAGUUCUUCAGGUCCGACGGAUCCGUGCGGUACCCACCGCCGGAGCAGCCGCGGGUGUCGCAGAAGGGCGUCCGGUCGAUGCGUGCGCUGAGCCAGAUUGUGUCGCCGUCGACUAACCCAAUCUACGCCAACCUGCAUGAUUUGCUGAACCGGCUGCUGCAGUUCGACCCCAGGGCUAGGAUUACUGCCGAGGAGGCGUGCCAGCACCAGUUCUUC